Sardina pilchardus (European sardine) is the source of this 626-nucleotide messenger RNA. RefSeq names its product complement C1q-like protein 2. Gene Ontology annotation, molecular function: protein binding. The record is from RefSeq and is a predicted model, not a curated record. NCBI's taxonomy places the organism in Eukaryota, Metazoa, Chordata, Actinopteri, Clupeiformes, Clupeidae. The transcript has a single exon. Bases 54 to 626 code for a protein of 190 amino acids.
CAGCACAAGAGACCAGACUGUCUGCCAGUGAGACUGAGGUGGAGAACCUGAAGAUGGAAACUGCAGCACAAGAGACCAGACUGUCUGCCAGUGAGACUGAGGUGGAGAACCUGAAGAUGGAAACUGCAGCACAAGAGACAGAGCUGGCAGCAGUGAAGACCAGACUGGCAGAUACUGAGACUGAUGUAGUGAAUCUGGAGAAAGAGAUCACAGAGCAACCCAAGGUGGCAUUCUCAGCAGGGCUGACUAACUCAGGAUUCAUAGAGUCUGGGAAUACUGACCUGAACUUGGUCUUCACUAAAGUCAUCACCAAUGUUGGACAGGCCUACAGCAGCACAACAGGCUUCUUCACAGCUCCAGUCAGGGGAGUCUACUACUUCAGAUUCACUGUUGCAGAUGUACUAUCCUCACGCUCAAUGACCAUCAGGAUGUGUAAGAAUGGAGAGCAGAUCAUGUAUUUACAUGAGUAUGAUACUGAUGGACAGGUCUCCUAUCUGUCCAGUGGUGCUACUCUGCAGCUGGAGGAGGGAGAUGUAGUUAACAUGCGACUCCCUGCAGGCUACAAGCUCUUUGAUAAUACUAAUAAUUACACCACCUUCAGUGGCUUCCUGCUGUUUACUCUCUGA